GAUAGAAACAUUCUUAAGGAGUCCCCUCGACAAAUAUAGACAUCGAGAUACUUUUUGAGUCAGUACCGAUUUUAAUUAUUUACUUGUUGCGUUUAUUUUAUCAAUAAAUUCAUCAAGGUAACUUUCGCGUCUGCACUGCAAAAGAAAAUUCUGUCUAUGAAAGAGGGAAAAGAAAUAACAUUUACUGCAACGAAUGAUUUGACUUCGAUUCACAUAGAACCGGAGCAGGUGCCCCAGCCGCGGUCAAUGAAGAGGGGGAAAGCGGAUUCAUCUAUGUUUUGUGAAAGUGACAACGAGUCAGACGAGGACCCGGAGUAUCUAGCUGCUGUUAAGAUUCUGAAAGAAGAAAAGGAAAGAGGACUUUGUGUGAUUAAAAAGAAGCACGAAUCAAUGAUUGAUUGCGCAAAUCUGCUCGCAAUAAGCGAGAGAGAGCGAAUUCAGGAGUUAUUUGAGGAAAAGUUGGCUCUUAUUCAAAAACGAUUCACGGAAAGUAACCAAGUGAAAACACGGCGAAUGGCUGCAGAUGAAGCAAAGCAACACAGCCAUCAUAUUUCUACCCCUGAGUCCACUGCAUCUACGAAUUCGCAUCGCAGUAAAGAUAUUUGCUAUCUAACUGUUUUGCUGACAGAGGAGGAAAUGGUCGACGAUCUCCAGAUGAUGGCAGCAGCGACCCAGGCUUUGUACCAUGUUACUGGAAUUCCAAAAGUUAUCAGUGCGGCUCCGCUCUCUGGAAAUCGGCUUUUAUUAAACGAUAAAGUGAUCGAGCCCAACACGCCGUGUACGCUGCGCAAUGGAAACAAUUUAAUUCGCAACUGCGUUUUCUUAUCGACGGUUGUGAAGGAAAAGGAGAAUAAGGAGAAAAGAAAGGAUCCGGAAGUAGGAAAAAAAGCGAAUUUGAACGGUAGAUUGUGA
Blastocystis hominis is the source of this 912-nucleotide messenger RNA. RefSeq lists its product as hypothetical. The transcript is spliced from 5 exons. NCBI's taxonomy places the organism in Eukaryota, Bigyra, Opalinata, Blastocystidae. Bases 157 to 912 code for a protein of 251 amino acids. The record is from RefSeq and is a predicted model, not a curated record.